Molecule: messenger RNA, 246 nt
Organism: Colletotrichum spaethianum
Lineage: Eukaryota; Fungi; Ascomycota; Sordariomycetes; Glomerellales; Glomerellaceae
Exons: 1
Coding region: 1-246 (81 amino acids)
Source: RefSeq, a predicted model, not a curated record
AUGAAGUCCACGCGAAUCCGCGUGCCAUUCCGACUUCUGUUAUUCGGCGAGAUGGAAGUCGAAGAAGCCAACCAUUCUUCCGAGGACGCUGGCUUCAUCGGCUCCCGCGUAGAUGUCGGCCUGGUCUUGCGCACCACUCAACGAGAUUAUGCGCCAGGCGCAUUCGAGCGAGUCGGCGUUUUUGCAAUCCCAAAGGACUUUGACUACUUCGGGAAAGCCGAGGUGCAACGGCUGGUUCUCGUUUAA